AUGGACUUCCUCCGCCAGCGCCUCCCCGCCCCCAGGCAGGACCAGCAAGCCCGCCGCGCCCGCAAGCAGGGCGGCCCGGCCGCCGCCGGCGAGACCUACCAGCCCUCCCGCAUCGCCCAGCUCGCCCAGGAGUCGCCGGCGUGGUACUCCUCCGCGGCCCGCCGGCGGCUGUACUUCCUCCUCUUCCCGGCGGCCGUCGUCUCGUACGCGACGAGCGGCUACGACGGAUCGAUGAUGAACUCGCUGCAGACGGUGUCGUACUUUGACGACUUCUUCGACAACCCGCGCGGCGCCGUGCUGGGGCUCAUGAGCGCCGUCAUGUCGCUCGGCAGCAUCUGCUCGACGCCCAUCGCGCCGUGGGUCGCGGACCGGUUCGGGAGAAGAUGGGGCAUCACCGUCGGCAGCUGCAUCAUGAUCGUCGGUGCUAUUCUGCAGUGUGAGAGUACUGCGUUUGCCAUGUUUGUUGUUAGCAGGUUUAUUCUCGGGUUCGGGCUGUCGUUUGCGACUACCUCGGCACCGAGUCUAUACAUCGGAAGCAUCUGCGCCGCGUGGAUUACCUUCGGCACCCGCACGAUCCCGAGCACAUGGUCCUGGAGAAUCCCGUCCCUGCUGCAGAUGGCGCCCAGCGUCGUCCAGCUCGCUGCCGUCUGGUUCCUCCCAGAGUCCCCGCGCUGGCUCAUCUCCAAGGACCGCGACGAAGAGGCGCUCAAGGCGUUGAAGCGAUACCACGGCGAGGGUGAGGAGACGGAGCUUGUCAGGCUGGAGUACGAGGAGAUUAGGAACGCCAUCGACAACGAGAAGAGACUCGGCGCAACCACCUGGAAGUCCAUGGUCCAGACCAAGGGCAACCGCUACCGCAUGUUCCUCGUCAUUUGUAAGCACCAUCCAGUCCCAGACAACUUGAUAUUUUCGCUGACCAUCCAAGGCAUGGGUUUCAUGUCCCAGUGGUCCGGCAACGGCCUGAUCGCCUACUACCUCUCCCGCAUCAUGGACACGGUCGGCAUCACGGACAAGACCACGCAGGCGCUCUUCAACGGCCUCCUCAACAUCUGGAACUUCGGCCUCGCCCUCACGACGGCCUUCUUCGUCGAGCGCGUCGGCCGCCGCCCGCUCUUCCGCAUCUCCACGAUCGGCAUGCUCACCGUCUUCAUCGGGUGGACCAUCGCGUCGGCGCGCUUCGCCGAGACCAGCGCCUCGUCGGCGGGCAUCGCCGUCCUGGCGCUCAUCUUCCUGUACCAGGUCUUCUACUGCAUCGCCUUCUCGCCGCUGCCCGUGGCCUACUCGGUCGAGAUCCUGCCGUUCAGCAUCCGCGCCAAGGGCAUGGCGACGUACGUCUUCGCGACAAAGGCUGCCGUCUUCGUGAACCAGUACGUCAACCCGAUCGGCAUCCAGAACAUCGGCUGGCGGUUCUACAUCGUGUACGUCGCCAUCCUGGCCGUCGAGAGCUUCGUGGCGUACGGCUGGUUCCUCGAGACCAAGGGCAAGGCGCUCGAGGAGAUUGCCGUCAUCUUUGACGGCGAGGAUGCGAAUGUCCGGAUGAACGAGUCUGGGAAGGGGGAGGGUCCGGACGAUGUCGAGGAGACGGAGCAUGCCACCAGCAAGGUUUGA
Molecule: messenger RNA, 1608 nt
Organism: Colletotrichum spaethianum
Lineage: Eukaryota; Fungi; Ascomycota; Sordariomycetes; Glomerellales; Glomerellaceae
Product: lactose permease
Exons: 3
Coding region: 1-1608 (535 amino acids)
Biological process (GO): carbohydrate transport; transmembrane transport
Cellular component (GO): membrane
Molecular function (GO): carbohydrate:proton symporter activity
Source: RefSeq, a predicted model, not a curated record